Messenger RNA from Ochotona curzoniae (black-lipped pika), 1447 nucleotides. RefSeq names its product heat shock transcription factor 2 binding protein (gene HSF2BP). The record is from RefSeq and is a predicted model, not a curated record. Gene Ontology annotation, cellular component: cytosol. Bases 1 to 1017 code for a protein of 338 amino acids. Lineage: Eukaryota; Metazoa; Chordata; Mammalia; Lagomorpha; Ochotonidae. The transcript has 8 exons.
AUGGCCGCGGCCACGGGCGAGGCGGGAGGCCCCGAGGAGGAGCGCUGGCGCGUGGGCCCGAAGGAGGAGUUCGUCAAAGUCCGCAAGAAGGACCUGGAGCGCCUGACCACGGAGGUGAUGCAGAUCCGCGACUUCCUGCCCAGGAUCCUCAACGGCGACGUGCUGGAGAGCUUCCAGAAGCUCAAGCUCGCGCAGCAGAAUCUGGAAAGGAAAGACCAAGAGCUAGAGCAGCUGAGAAUGGACUGCGAGCACUUUAAAGCCCGGCUGGAGAGUGUGCAGGCUGACAGCGCGCGGGAGAGGAAGGAGAAGCUGGCUGUCCGACAGCAGCUGGAUGAAGCCAAGCAGCAGCUCCUGCAGCAGGCUGAGUACUGCACGGAGAUGGGCGCCGCAGCCUGCACCCUCCUGUGGGGCGUCUCCGGCAGCGCGGAGGUCGUCCAGGCCAUCCUGGGAGGAGAAAAAGCGCUCAAGUUUUUCACCAUCACUGGGCAGACAAUGGAGAGUUUUGUGAAAUCCCUGGACGGGGAUGUCAAGGAGCUGGAUUCCGAUGAAAGCCAGUUUGUUUUUGCUUUGGCCGGAAUUGUGACAAACAUCGCAGCCGUUGCAUGUGGACGGGAAUUCCUGGUCAGCUCCAGCCGGGUGCUGUUGGACACCAUCCUGCAGCUGCUGGGAGACCUGAAGCCGGGACAGUGCACCAGACUCAAAGUGUUAAUGCUGAUGGCGCUGUACAACGUGAGCAUCAAUGUGAAAGGCUUGAAGUACAUCAGCGAGAGCCCAGGGUUCAUCCCCUUGCUGUGGUGGCUUUUGAGUGAUCCUGACGCCGAGGUGUGCCUUCAUGCCCUGCGGCUCGUCCAGUCUGUGCUUCUGGAGCCUGAGGUCUUCUCCAAAGCAGCUCCCGAGCUCCGGAGCUCCCUGCCCCUGCAGCGCAUCCUGGCCAUGAGCAAGAGCCGUAACAGCCACCUGCAGGCGGCCGCCCGGGAACUCCUAGAGGACCUCCGUGCCCUGGAGCAGGAUGCAUAGCUGUGCCCUGCCCAGGGCUUGCCGGAGGCCGUCACUCUAUCCGCCUCCGGUAUUAUGACCACGUGUUGCAGGUGGCAAAUCACAGUUGACUGGAGAUGGACAUGAACUGAUAGGUACACUGCGCCGCUCCCUGUGGGAGUGACUGUGCUGCCCAGGGAGACCAGCACAGGGCCCACCCCCGAAUAUAGGCUGUGUCCACCUGCUGGACGGGCCGUGCCGCUCCUGCCUGCAGGUCGGCUUGCCCGGAGCAGCUGCCUGUACCUGAUGCAUCCCGGCACCACGGGAGUGCACACGGCCGGCGUUCCCCAAGAUUCAGUUCCUACACACAGUUCAUUCAGUUCAUUUUCUCUCUAGUGGGCAUAGUGAGCCCCCAGCACAUCCAACCACCCAUGGGACCUUCUGUUUACCAGCCGCUUUAGGUGGCCUUGGG